This is a messenger RNA of Bombyx mori (domestic silkworm), 1545 nucleotides long. RefSeq lists its product as uncharacterized. The coding region runs from base 629 to 1231 and encodes 200 amino acids. The transcript has 2 exons. NCBI's taxonomy places the organism in Eukaryota, Metazoa, Arthropoda, Insecta, Lepidoptera, Bombycidae. The record is from RefSeq and is a predicted model, not a curated record.
UAAACUUGAUUAUGAACCUACUUAUUCACAAGUGCUGAUUGAAACACAUAAAGAUCCCACAUACACUAAAUGAGCGUGACCAAUUUAAAAUUUAAUUGAAUUUUUGUAAUUACGAAUUUUAGAAUGAUAAUAUGAAGAUACUGGUACACGUUUUGUUAUGUGAGUAACAAUUUUUAUCCAAAGCUAUUUUCAUCUUAGAUUUAAAAAUGUUUUCUUCGUGCCCUAGUGGGCGCGAACAAAGCAUCAGCACAGCAGAAAGACCAACAUUUUCGACCAGUUCCUGUUGCCAGUGAUGACAUACGGCAUUAAAUUGCUAUCACUCAUAAUGAACCUUAUCAAAUGAUUCAAAGUCACUCUAAGAGCAAGGAAGAAAGCUAUGCCCAUGAAUCGAAAUAGAAGUAAGAGCAUUCGCAGAAGAACCUUGAAAGGUGGUAUUUCGCAAAGGAUUGCAAGAGUGGAUUGGCAAUGCGCCGGCCAUAUUGCUCGUAAAGUAAACUACCGCUUGGCUAAAAAUUUCUAAUCAGCGUAAUCUAAGUAAACGUAAUCUAGGUAAAGCUGAAUACAGACAGUACAGGACUGAUCAUUUUGCCCAAUCUUGGAGACCUAUGGUCAAGAUCUCUUUUUGCUGAUGAUGAUGAUAAUGAUGAUAUGCUUCGGUAAAGAAAUAACACUAGGUAUGGGAUAUAUGCUCAACUGGAUCACGGGAAUCGAUUUCAUAGACCUGUCAGACCUCGAACCUGAAUACACACGGCAGGAUACGCAACGAAAUCGAAUUUCAGAAGAGGCUCAAACGAAGCGAGCCCAGCGUCGAUAUCUCUUAGCCACACAAACAUUAAACACCAAAUUAAGCCUACGGAGUAGCCCGGACGAGGACGACAAAGACGUCAACUUAAAAGAGAAAAUAUCAACUCUUGUACAACAAACGCUACACGACACUGAGAGGAAAAUUAAAUCUGUUCAGAACAUGAAAGAACACUUCAAGGAUGAACCGCCCUACAGAAUCGGUUUUGUACUGAGCAUGGUAAAGAAAACUAGGGAUGUGCUAAACGAGUUAUUUAAUGUCGCGGUCAAGCACCGAGACGAAUGGAAGGCGUUGGAGCAAAUGAAAAUAUUCGAACUAAUUGUUCAUACGAAUGUUGACACAAAUAAUUUAGUGAGGCAGCUCAUCGACAUUCAUGUUAAAUACAUGAAUUCAACCAACACGAAACUGAGGAGAGUAUUGCUUAUCUAAUUGACGAGCACAGCGCAUCGGCAAUUAAAAAUAUACUUAUUUAAGCUUUUAAUUCACUUACAAUCUGUACUAUGUAUAUUGUGGGUAUAAAUUUAUUGUAUGACUCACUCUUCUGUAAAGGCUAGUCUACUCUGAUAGAUCACUCUGAAUAUUGUCAAUAAUAAUACACCAUGAUAUAAGUACCUGCUUUCUUUUUCAGAAUUUCUCUACAUAAAAACCAUUUAGAUAUUUCUUAUUAUAACGCUUAUUAUUAAUGUUAUGUAACAGUGUUAAUGUUGUUCAAUGUUAUGAUGUGCAAUAAAGUAUUCCCUAUC